Erythranthe guttata (spotted monkey flower) is the source of this 1104-nucleotide messenger RNA. The record is from RefSeq and is a predicted model, not a curated record. Lineage: Eukaryota; Viridiplantae; Streptophyta; Magnoliopsida; Lamiales; Phrymaceae.
AUGAGCAGCGAAACAAAAUACGUGUUGCAAUUGAUGACUGAUGUUGAGAUGAAACCAAGUCAUGUUAUUGAUUUUUUAGAUGAAGCAUGUGCAGGGAGUGAAACACGUCUAUUUAAUCGGAAAGACGCGUACAACUAUCUGAAUGGGGUAAGGUUGAAAAGGAUUGAAGGAGGUGAUGCGAACACUGUGUUGGGUCUACUGAACGGCAUGAAGGUAAAUGAUAAAUCAAUUGAGUACCAGCACAGUGUCGACGCAAACAAUGCACUUACAAGAAUCUUUUGGUGCGACGGGAUUUCAAGAGCCGAGUAUGAACAUUUUGGUGAUGUUAUUCUAUUUGAUAGCACCUACAAGACCAACAUCUAUAGGUUUCCUAUAGUGUUGUUAUCUGGAGUCAAUUCUCAUUUGUGCACUUGUAUUUUCGGAGUUGCUAUUAUGUACAAGGAGACGACUCAACAAUACACCUGGUUGCUACAAACGUUUCAAAAAUUCAUGAACGGAAUAGCACCCGCAGCUGUUUUGACGGAUCAGGAUGCAGCAAUGUGCGCAGCCAUUAGAGAUGUUUUUCCUAAAGCAACUCAUCGGCUUUGUUACUGGCAUAUUUCACGUAAUGCCGAAACUAAUAUAAAAAUUCCAGGAUUCUCAACAUGUUUUUCCAAGCUAAUGAAAAGUACAUGCUCUGUGGCCCAAUUUGAAGCUAGAUGGUCUACAUUGAUUGCUAAGUUCGGUGUUGCCGACCAUCCAUGGAUACAAGACAUAUACUCAAAACGACAUUUAUGGGCAGAAGCAUUUUUUCGAGGCAAGUUUUUUUCUAUGAUGAGAAGCACCCAACGUGCAGAGUCAAUGAACGCUUCACUGAAACAGAAAGUGAGUUCUGGUUGUAGCCUUACAGAUUUGUUUAGGCAGUACAACAAUAAUUUCUUGAAGAGGAUUCGAAAGAGGUUUCACGUAUUGCAGAAGGAAUCUGAGAAUCCACCAAGAGAAGUGAAGCGUACAGGCUUAUUAAGCGGUCUUGAGAACCAUGCCGGUCGCGUAUGCACUAGAGCCAUAUUCGAUUAUAUACAAAAGGAGCUGAAGGAGGAGGCAAACAUAAUUGUACUCAACUAG